Symbiodinium necroappetens is the source of this 163-nucleotide messenger RNA. The record is from the annotation of a GenBank genome assembly. Lineage: Eukaryota; Dinophyceae; Suessiales; Symbiodiniaceae.
AUGUCCCGGCUGGUGCUCAAAGUUCCUAUUUUCCCGUCCGGGACUUUGGCGCGCGUGGGCACUGUGACCAUGCCUUCUCUGAGGGUCCAGGCUUUCCAAGAUCUGCAAAUCAACAUCUCGGCCCAUGUUCACAUCGAGGACCUGGACGUCUUCGGCCUCGCAG